GCUGUGGUCUAUGAAACAGACGCCGGUACAUCAGUGGAAAUAGGGUAUCUCAGAAAUAAAUGAUGGGUGCGCGUCGAUAUUUUUUCCAUCUCUAUGGAUUACCUAAAGACCACGGCCUGGUCACACUCACAUUUUGUUGUUUUUUUUUGUCCAGUAAACUAGUAAAUAAAAGCAGAUAUAAUAUACCAAAUGCUGGCCAUUCGUGCUCUGAGGUUGCAAACUGGAAACUUGGCACUCAACAAUGUAUACCAACGAACGCUUCUACGGACCAAAAGCACGAAAAACACGAAGAAAGUCAACGUAAUCAGGCAGGGCAAAAUAUUCAGCUCGUUGUUUGGAAACCGGCUGAAGGGCAGCAGCAGCCGCUGGUACCCGGCGCCCGAGGCAAGCUCACCAGCCGGCAGUGGAAACCACAAGUCGGGCUCGUCGCUGCACGCCCUGAAGUUCGGCACACCCCACUCGCACUCGUCUCGGGACAACGUCCGGCGCAUGUCCGUCCUGAACAAGGUCUUCAUGACGAACAUCACCGACAUUUUGGCCACCGGCGCAGUGGCCGAUUCCAUCGUGGGUCAAGGAGUGCAAAUUUCCCAUGUAAAGAUCACCAGCGACUUCUCGCGCAUCAAUGUCUACUGGAUGGGCAAGGAUGGAUCGACCAGCGAUGUGCUCGAGGAAACGCUGAAUCGCUUGAGCGGCAAACUGCAGCACGAGCUGUCGCAGCUGCACCUGAUGGGCGAAGUACCGCGGAUAAAGUUUGUUCGCGACAAAACGAGCAGCGGUCUCUACCAGGUCCAGGAAGUGCUCGCCAAACUAGACCUCCAGCAUAAACACUCUAGUUCUAGACCAACUGGCCAAACGGAAUCGGAGGAAGUUGAUGCAGAGAGUUCUCAGGCUGCUUCGGACACUGAAUGGCCGGAGAUGAGACAGGAUUUCCUCAGUUUUAACCAAAGCUCAGUAAUGGACAAGAUUCUCGGCAAGAUGCGCAAGUCCAAAGAUGCCUGGGUUCAACACAAGCAUAAUGUUUCCAAGACCUCUUGAUAGGUGGCAGGGCGUUUUGACUGUUUUGACCGUUUUUGUUGUACUCUAGUUUAUUGUAGAUAAAUUUAAAUUAAAUUUACAAUUUGUUAAAAGACAAA
Messenger RNA from Drosophila biarmipes, 1133 nucleotides. Its product is annotated as putative ribosome-binding factor A, mitochondrial. Gene Ontology annotation, biological process: rRNA processing. The transcript has a single exon. Bases 190 to 1035 code for a protein of 281 amino acids. The record is from RefSeq and is a predicted model, not a curated record. Lineage: Eukaryota; Metazoa; Arthropoda; Insecta; Diptera; Drosophilidae.